Molecule: messenger RNA, 1746 nt
Organism: Camelina sativa (false flax)
Lineage: Eukaryota; Viridiplantae; Streptophyta; Magnoliopsida; Brassicales; Brassicaceae
Product: protein AUXIN RESPONSE 4
Biological process (GO): acylglycerol catabolic process
Cellular component (GO): membrane
Molecular function (GO): monoacylglycerol lipase activity
Source: RefSeq, a predicted model, not a curated record
UUAAGGCAACAGAACAGAAGGAAUCAAAAAGUUGUUCCUCUGUUUGUGUCACGUCAUCAUCUUUAAACACGCUCCUUGAGUGAUGUUUCUCUUUAUCACUUUUGCAGUAAAGUCUGCCCUUGUAUUAUAAUCAUCUUUCUCUCUCACACUCACCCCCAAGCUUUCUCCUUUUUUUCUUUCUAAUGGCGAUUAUCACAGAAGAAGAAGAAGAAGAAGAUACAAAAACUCUAAUUCCACCGAAAGACUCUGACUUUUCGAAAUCUGAAUCGACUGUGAAGAAGAAGAACCCUAAACCCCAAUCUCAAAACCCUUUCCCAUUUUGGUUCUACUUUACACUCAUCUUCUCACUCGCCACUAUCAUCUUCACAUCUCUCUCUCUCUUCUCAUCUCACAACGAUCCAAGAUCUUGGUUUCUCUCACUCCCACCAGCUCUUCGCCAACAUUACUCAGAUGGACGAACAAUCAAAGUCCAAGUAAACCCAGACGAGUCACCAAUCGAAGUCUUUGUAUCUGAAUCAGGUUCGGUUCAUACAGAGAACGUUGUAAUCGUUCAUGGGUUAGGUCUUAGUUCGUUUGCUUUUAAGGAAGUGAUUCAGUCUCUUGGAUCAAAAGGGGUUCAUGGCGUUGCUGUUGAUUUGCCUGGGAAUGGUUUCUCUGAUAAGUCAAUGGUAGUGAUAGGUGGAGGAGAUAGAGAGAUUGGGUUUGUGGCUAGAGUUAAGGAAGUUUAUGGUUUGAUCCAAGAGAAAGGUGUGUUUUGGGCGUUUGAUCAGAUGGUUGAAACUGGAGAUUUGCCUUAUGAGGAGAUUAUCAAGCUUCAAAAUUCGAAAAGGAGAAGCUUGAAAGCUAUUGAAUUAGGGAGUGAAGAAACAGCUAGAGUUUUAGGUCAAGUCAUUGAUACUUUGGGUUUAGCUCCUAUGCAUUUGGUUCUUCAUGAUUCAGCUUUAGGGUUGGCUUCUAAUUGGGUUUCUGAGAAUUACCAGAGUGUUCGAAGUUUAACUCUUAUUGACUCUAGUAUCAGUCCAGCUUUGCCGUUGUGGAUUUUGAAUGUACCAGGGGUUCGAGAGGUUUUGUUAGGGUUUUCGUUUGGUUUUCAGAAGCUAGUGAGUUUCAGGUGCUCAAAGGAGAUGACUUUAUCGCAAGUUGAAGCUCAUAGGAUACUUUUGAAGGGAAGGAAUGGGAGGGAAGCUGUUGUUGCUUCGUUAAAGAAGUUGAACCAUAGCUUUGACAUUGGACAAUGGGGAAAUUCAGAUGGGAUUAGUGGUAUCCCGAUGCAAGUGAUUUGGUCUAGAGAAGGGUCUAAAGAAUGGAGCGAGGAGGGCCAAUGUGUAGCUAAGUCUCUUCCAAAAGCAAAGUUUUUCACACACUCAGGGAGCCGGUGGCCUCAGGAAAGCAAAUCCGUCGAGCUUGCAGAUUACAUUUCUGAAUUUGUCUCUCAGCUCCCAAGAUCCACCAGAAGGGUUACUGAAGAACCUAUCCCGGAGAAAGUACAGAAACUGUUAGAAGAAGCAAAGGCUGGUGGUGACCAUGACCAUCAUCAUGGCCACGGGCAUGCCCAUGCUGGUUACACGGAUGCUUACGGUCUUGGUGAAGAAAUGACUACUUGAUAAGUUGAUAUGCCUUUUGGAGUUCUUGUUGCUUGUUAUUAUUAUACCAUGUAAACUUUUAAGACUAUUGAGAUGUUUUUUUUUGUUAUUGGUUUAAAUACUACAAGAUAUGAAUCUGUGUGUUUUUUUGUAAGUCAACAAA